UCUUGAUUUUUGUUAUUUUUUUGUUCAAUUAUAAUGAUAAAAUGGGUAUUAUUGGGUGAAUUCUCAAGCUACAAACACUUUUUUUUUUAGUUAGGGGAUUGAGCUAAUCAAUUUUCACCAUUGUUGAGUUGGUAAAGAAGAAGCUUUAGGCUAUGAAUUGGUUGAGAAGUAUGGAAUUUAUUAUGAGUAUGAGUUGUAGAAUCAAAUUGUUAGCCUAAAUGGGUUUAUUUUGGGACUUGUAUGGAUAUGUAUAUAUAUAAUAUAAUGAUAAUAAAGUCCAGAUUGGUAUUUGUAGAUUAUGUGUUGUUGAAUACUUUGGAGAACUGGGAGAAGUAGUUUUGAGCUAAAGCUUUGAGGUAAGUUAAGGCUUAGUUGGUAAAGGAGAAAUUUUUAGUAAAAUCUAUGCCCUCUAUGUGUUUGAUGAAAUUGCUAAAAGAAGAUUAUGACUUAACCGGUUUUACUCGAUACAAAAUUAGAAUAAGAGAAGUAUGUGAAUACAUGUAUUAUAUGUUGCCUUGUUUGACUAGUGUGUUGCUUGGCUCAACUUCCAUAAUUUAUUUAUGAUGACGAGUAUCACUACCUAUCAUACGCAGCUGUUAGAAAUAUUUAUGCUCGAGUCUUGUUCAGUGACUGGUGUGAUCACCUUCAGACUUAGAUGGGAGAGCCAGUCGAUCCCCUCUGCUUAUCUUCCUUUUUUUGUGAUGUGUCGUUAUCACAUUUUCCACAAGUUGGCAAUUACUUUACAAACACUGAGAAUAAAAAACAUAAGUUGACAGUAAAGUGGUAGCAAAUUGCUGCUGCUGACCUUUCUCCAAUUGAUACCUGACUAUUUCCCUGUAAGUGUUCUCAGGUGCCUAGAGUGAUAGGCUUUGGGAAAUUUCUGGCUAGGUCUUAGAUAUGAGCAUUAGUGCUUGCUAAUCAACCACUAAAUGUAGCAAUUUUACGGAUUAUAUGGUUGCUCGGGUAAGGAUGUAGAUUAAGUUUUGUUGACUCUAUCCUAUUGGGCAUAUGUUGUUUCUUCUCUUUGACGUUGUUGAGGGACGCCAUUUUAGCUUAAAUAUUAAACUUAGGGGGGGUGAAAAUGUCUCUCGGUCACAGUAGUGAAACUAGAUCUAUUGCUCUUAGAUCCAUGGACAUACUGAAGUCCAGACACUAACAAAUGCAAAUUAUAAGCAGAGAAAGAUUCCCUGCUAAGUGAAAAGAAAUGGGAUGUGUUCUGUUGACUAUGUGGUUGUAAACUGAGGUGGUCAGAUUGGAAUUCUACUGGCAAAAGAAGUUGACUCCUUGAUUGGGAGGCUAAUCCAUCAUUGGCUGCUGGCAACGUUGUAGGAGGAAGAAGAUCUAUGUGAACCUAUAAUCUUGUGUAAACCAGGGGCCGAUAGUCUCUACUUUUGCAUCUUUAGAGGAUCGAACUAGGUGCCAUUAGUUUUGUCACUGAAUGGCAGUAUUGACAGUUAACUCUCUAGGAUGAUGGAAGCAAAGGAGUUGCCACAGCAAUUCAUGCCACUCUAGUUUAUUCUAAGAGUUAAGGAAGUCAAGCUUUGAAAUGAUCAGGAAUCUAUAUUCUGCACAGCUCUGUUGAUCUCUUUCUGGAUCUAUUUUCCAUGAUUGUUGAGUCCUUCUCUAGAUCCAUUACUUCACAUGCAGAAAUUGUACUUACAAGAAAUUAAGUCUAGUAUUUUAAGAUGUACAGUUAAGACAGAACAUUUACUUCUGCAGGGCUAUAUGCAAGACAACUGUUUCUGAUGUCUGCCAUUAACCACUCCCAAUCUGAUUUGCAACAUCUAUGUUGCUUGGUGCUUCAUUUUUCUGUACCUUGCUUGCAUUUCAUCGGUGCAUUUUGAUAGUUUUCUGUUUAAGCAGGCCACAAGUGAAGGGGUUCCAUUGUAACUUAGAGAACGGGUUUGAUAAUCAUGCUUCUUUCAGUUUCUAAGCUUAUUGCCUCUCUCUUCCUCUCCUUUUCUUUGUUUUUGUGUGGGUGGGGGGGGGGGGGUAAUUCGGGAUUGUGGUUAGGAGCGAGUUGAGUAAUAGGUCAUAUUGAAGAAUGACAGAGAUAAAGUAAAAUUCAAGGUCCUGCAGCUCAAUAAGAGGAAUGAUCCCAAAUUGCAGAAGAAUAGACUUCUUUUUGUUAUAUUCUUUUGAACUUUGUUAAUGAAGUCUUUUGUAAGCACAUCUUGAUACUUGUCCAGGAGAAAAAUGAAAGAAAGGAACUGAAUUGUAUUCAAGAUCGAUCCACUCGUAAUUUUGUUUUUCUUCUUGGUGUGUAUUUGAAGUUAAGAUUUUCUUGAUAUAGGGAGCCAUGAUUUCAAGUAGCAACUUAUUUCAUAAAACCCACUAUGAGAUCCUAGGUGUGAAAGAAGAUGCAAAUUUGGAAGAAGUCCGUAAAGCCUAUCGUUCAGCCAUACUUUGUUUUCAUCCAGACAAGCAACAAAAUGCAUCAGAAACAUCCAGUUCUGAAUCUCUAACAGAGAACAAAUUUUUGGAUAUACAGAGAGCCUGGGAAACCAUUGGCAACCCCAGGUCACGUGCACUUUAUGACGCUGAAUUGCUAACUUUAAGACAGGAUGCAGCAAUAUCUGAAGAUGUCAGCUUAGAUGACCUUACAGUUCAAGAUUCUGGUGAUAUUAUAGAGCUUUCGUAUCCUUGUAGAUGUGGUGACUACUAUUUCAUCGAUUCGUUUGAAUUGGCACAAACAGGUUGUUCAAUAUCAAGAGACGGGGAAAUGGUAUCUUUGCUAACGUCUAAAUCGUUGCCAACAUCUGUUGUGCUUCCUUGUGGAUCUUGCUCUCUUAAAGUCCGCUUACUGAUCAAUGGUAAUUCUAGGCUUCCCAUAGAUGUUCACUUGUAAUUGUAACUGUGUUGGAGACACUAUUCUCUAUAAUAUUUUUGCUAAUUUGUUGGAAAUUGAAAUGACAAGACAAAAAAAAAAAAAAGAAGGAAAUACAAAAUUUGUUUUGUCUUUUUUUCCCCUUGGUUACUAUACUAUUUUAUUAGCUUUUACUCUUUAAACAACGCUUUUUAGCUCUCUUCAGAUUUUCACGCGUUACCCUCAACUCUUUUACUCCUCUGUAGGGGGAAGUUAUCAAAAGUGGCCAUUCUGGGAUGGAAAAGAAAAGGCCAUAUUGACUUUUAACCAAACCAACAUUUUUGCUCAAAGUCACUUUAUAGUCUUGUGUAUCAUCUUCAAGUCAAGAAAUAUAAAAAGGACCUGCUACUGCAAGUGGUCAUUAUUUGGUACAAUGUCAUCUUUUCUACCCUUAACUUAAGGCUAAAGUGAAAGCAAUUCACCACAAAUUUAGCAUCUUGCUCAUGAAUAAGAAACACCAAGUUUACUUGUAUGCAACAAGAAAUUCAGAAGUCCAUUGCUUUAGCUUCAGAAAAUACCUUACAGGUUCCUUUUGCUCAAGUCUUCACCUUAAAAAGAUUAAAAGCCUCAUAUUUUCAAGAUAGAAAAAGCCACUUUCAAGCAGAAGUUUCAAAUGGGAAAUCAGAAGAUCGAUGACUAACAUUGCGGAACUUUGAACCUGCAAACUCUCAUCAAGAAAUAUCAGUAACACUUCUAAAAAAACAUGGGCUUUUGUCUUAAUCAAGAGUCACCAAAUCAUUCUAAGAGAUUCAAAUUACUUGUGUCAACUGUCAAGGAUGCUUUUGCAAACUGCCAUUCUUUCAGGAAAAGAUCACAUUCAAGUCCAGAAGAAGAUGAUCCGAGUUGUGACUACGAUGAUGAAGUAUUUAUAUCAGCAGUGAUAAGUCAAUACAUGGAGUUGAAAUGCAGAAGAAAGACAGCCAUCACAACUGACAAGUUUACCUGGGCUUUCUCUCCGACAACAGGAGACUUAUUCAUCUCUGCAAGACUCAGACAAAAAGAGGAGGACAAUGAAGAUCAAGAAACAGAAGAAAGGGAAGAUUUUUACUCUGUUGCUAGUCGUCUUUCUCCCUGCUCCAGUGCUACAAGCUUUGAGGCAUUUGUCACAGCUAAGACGGUCUUUUCUCGAUCAUCAAGCUUAGACAGUAUUGACUUCCAAGAUCUCAGGAGGCAUUCUGUUAUUCAAGAAUUAUCUGACUGUGAAGGAUGGCCAUUUGGUCUAUACCGAAAAGCCUUGUUACUUCCACCUUUGCCAAAAUCACCAUCUGAUUCUUGGUCAUGGCGUAAGAGUGCUAGUAUGGUUAAGAUGCACUGACAGUUAGCAUUUCAAAGCAAUUACCUCUAUUCUGUGAAGCAAUUUUACAUUUUCCAUAGC
Molecule: messenger RNA, 4241 nt
Organism: Solanum lycopersicum (tomato)
Lineage: Eukaryota; Viridiplantae; Streptophyta; Magnoliopsida; Solanales; Solanaceae
Source: RefSeq, a predicted model, not a curated record